CCAACCCAUGCAGGCGGAUUGUUUGCAAUGGACAGAAAAUACUUCUUUGAAUUAGGAGGUUAUGAUCCAGGAAUGAUGAUAUGGGGUGGCGAAAACUUCGAACUUUCUUUUAAGAUUUGGCAGUGUGGUGGGAGUAUUGAAUGGGUGCCAUGUUCUCAUGUAGGUCAUGUCUACAGGAAUCAUAUGCCAUAUGGAUUUGGAAAUAUCGAUGUGAAGAUUCCAGUUGUUUUACUUAAUUAUAUGAGAGUUGUAGAAGUUUGGUUGGAUGAUGAAUUUAAGGAGUAUUUUUACACCCGUGAGCCUACCAUCAGGGGAUAUCCAAUUGGAAAUAUUUCUGAACAGCUGGAGUUUAAGAAAAAACACAAUUGUAAAAGUUUCAAAUGGUUUAUGGAUAAUAUUGCAUAUGAAAUAUAUGACCGUUUCCCACCACCUCCACCAAACAAGAAAUGGGGUGAGUUUAAAGAAAAGAAUGGUCGCCUGUGCUGGGACACUAUGGGAGGUCAAGUGGGAAAUACAGUGGGCCUCAGUAUGUGCCACCAUUUUGGCGGAAACCAGCUGUUUAGACUGAAUACUAAAGGUCAGUUAGCAGUAGGAGAGCGGUGCAUUGAUCUGUCUGGUGGACAGCCUAAAGUUAUCUUCUGCUCAGUAAUGCCAACUGGACCUUGGGACUUUGAUGAGUCAACUCACCAGGUAAGGCACAAGACAAGGGGUCAGUGUGUCCAGGCAGAUGGGCAAAAUAUGAAGCUGGUCAUGGCAGCAUGUGACGCCUCAUUGGGAAACCAGAAGUGGGAAAUCAACGAAAUCCAAACCUGGAAACGGUGAACUUUGUGAUUACUAGUAAAGUGGUCAGUCUGUUGGAGAAGAUGGGCUAUUGGAUGAUAAAUGUAAUAUUUUUUGCUGACUGCAAACCAUUGCCGGUAUUUUUAUAUCUCUAGGGAGUUGUUUACACCACCAAAUCCAAGUUGUCAUACAAAAGAUGUAGUAUAAUUGAAUUAUAUGUUCCAUUCUAGUCAUUUAUUGAAGGUGCCUCAAUACCCAUCUUAAAUAUAUAUGUGCAAGUUGUGUUGUGUAUAAAAAAGCAGCAGUUUUGUGAAGAUUUGCAUAUAGAUUGACAUGCUGAGAUACUUUUUAUGCAAGUAUUAUAGUUUCUUUGAGAGGUAUUGGUUCCCAUUUAAUGUAGUCGACUGUACAGUAGCUAGAAGACUAACAGUAUAAGAUGCAAUAUAUCACAUAUUGAACUGUGUUUAGGCCAUCAAAUGGCAUUUAGAUGUAGACAAACUUCAAGUAUAAUAUGCUUAACACAGAGACAGGGAAAAUUUCAGUACUGCACCAUCAUAUGUGAUUUAUUGGAAAAUGGCCCUAGGCUGUUUGGUUUGCUGUAGUUAUUAUUUUAAUGGGAUGGGUAAGAUGUAGAUUUUUAGAGAAUUUAUUUAUUAAGACCUGUAAUAAAAUGAUCUCUGUUUGUUGUGGGGAUUAGGACUGUUGUUAAUGUACAAUUGCAUAUACAUGUAUAGAAAUACAAAUAAGGUGUAAUGUAAAAUACUUUUAAAACAUGCACAUGACUAUUAUUUUUUCACUCGUACACACCUGUCACACAUGAACUAGAAGCAGCACAUCAGAAAUACAGGGCACAUUACACAGCUAGAUUAUGUUAAUAGAGGUGACACAGGUAAAAAGUUUCCCAUGAUGACUACGCUUUUAUAUCAACCAGUGUGUUAAACUGAUUGUGAAAAUCUGGUAUUGUACAAAAGACUCCCUGUUAAUUACAUGACUGCAUGAUAUAAAAAGCAAUUGCUUUUUAACUAAGCAAAGAUAUACAAGAGAUAGAGUUUCAUGUCAACUGUAUUGUUAUUCUGACAAGAUGGGUAGUCUAAAUGUGCAGCCUAUCGAGUUUAGUGUAGUUCAGAUUGUGUAGAAUAAUCCUGUCACAUUUGAUAAGAAAUAUUUUAAUGUGUUGGGAUUUUAGAAAGUAAAAUAUAAUUGUGCUAUUAAAAUAGAUGUUGGAAUAGCUACUUAUGUACAGAAGGAAGAAGACGAAUUUAUAUAUAUGGGUUUUAUGUGAUAUUUUUUAUUGUACAGGUGAUGGUCCUUAUAUAUAAUGUACAUUUAUUUCAUCAACAUGUUUUGCCAAAUAGAAAACAUCUGUUAAAAAGUUUUGUUUAUGGGAAUAAAAUUGUUUAAACAGAA
Lingula anatina is the source of this 2187-nucleotide messenger RNA. Its product is annotated as N-acetylgalactosaminyltransferase 7. The record is from RefSeq and is a predicted model, not a curated record. Gene Ontology annotation, molecular function: polypeptide N-acetylgalactosaminyltransferase activity. NCBI's taxonomy places the organism in Eukaryota, Metazoa, Brachiopoda, Lingulata, Lingulida, Lingulidae. Gene Ontology annotation, cellular component: Golgi apparatus. Gene Ontology annotation, biological process: protein O-linked glycosylation.